AUGCGUGGUGACAGCAACGCUGGAACUACGCUGCCCUCAUCGGACUUGCCUCGCCAGUCGGAUUAUCUCUCGCCACCUGCGUCUCGCAAUGGGUCAUGUGAUACCGCUGGAGUGUCAGUCCAUCCACGUAUGAAUAGUAAUUUGUCAGACGUCUCCAGCGGCAGGUCCGCUAUUCUUGAUGGCGACGUUGCGUCCGCUCUGAGCAUGGAAGUUCGUCGUGGUUCCUCUGCUUCGACCUUGGCGACUACGGCUGGCGUUAUGGCUGCGCAGGAGGAUCUGCAUUUGCACAAUGUGGGGGUUGCGGCUUUGGCAGCCGUGGCACAUUAUCCCCACGCUGUCAACGAAGAGAGCGGCUCUUUUAUCGUCAAUCAGGUUGUGAAUGCCGUGACUGAUGGUCCCUCGACUUUUCACCGGGGCGCUGGGAUCAGGGAAGUAGGAGGAAAUACUUCGGAACCUUCGGCUGGUAGGCUUUACUCGCCGCUUUCUGGCGCAGACAGCUUCCCAUCAGCAUCGGAGGAUUCGUCGUCGGGCUCAGAGACGAGUGAGAGUGAUGUGGAUAUGGAGAGCAACGUACAUGACUUGAUCGAGCGAACCGCAACAUGGCAGAACAUCGCGACGAUUACAGGGCAGGAUGACCAGGUUUGGAAGGAUAUGGUCAUGGACUAUGACUCUGUUCCGGAGGAGGACCACCAAUCGCCAUCGACCGCUCCGGAUGAUGAUCUGAAUGAUUUACUCCGUUUCUACCCCGACGAGGAAGACUACUACCACAAGUAUAUUGCCGGGGACUCACCGCGCGAGAAUGCAAUGCACGAUGUGAAUCUGGAUGAGUUUUACCAGACUAUCAGCUACGAACCGACGAAUCCCACUCCGCCACAAAUUCCUGCGCUAGCACCUGAGUUUCCCCCCGCAGGUCCACUUCCUGUGGACAAUCCACCAGAAGAGGAGGCUGAAUGGCAUCCUGCCUCUAUCAUUCAUACAACUACAUACGAACGAAAUCUGACCAUCGAUGAGUUUAUUCAACGCUGGAUGGUCCAUACCAAUAUUAUCCCCCAUGGUUUCCAUUCCGAGAAUAGAGUCCCUCCUCAGCUCCGUCCUCUUUCCAAAAUGAUGGGCUGGCAACAACCACUAGAAAGCCACCGCCCACGCGGGUUCCAAGGCCGUUUCUAUGAUCUACAGCAGAUGCCUUGGGCAGAAACACUGAAGGUGAAACGGUCGGAUGCUCGGGCACUCCGCGAUGCAUGGUACACUUCUUAUCACAACCUGGAUUACUCGCACAAUGUCCUCGCCGAACGACUUCCCCAGGACGAAAAUUUUUUCCAAGAAAAAUCUAUGCAUACGGCGCACAAGGCAACCAUUGAGCACUUUCAGCUGCGCAAUCUGAUGUCGGUGCCGGGAUACCACACCGUCCAUUUUGCCAGCCGAUCCAAAGUCUUCUCGUGGACACCGAACCUUGACGACAUCCGCUGCCUCAUUGAUCUAACUCGUCCGGCUCCGGAAUCAGGCUUCCUCAGUCCAGUCAAGAUUUCCAGUAUGAAAUCAGCAUACGGUCUUACCAUCGCAGGCGGGUUCUGCGGUGAGUACGCACUACGUGGGAUCAGCGGCGAGGGUUCCGGUGCAAAAGGGCUCGUCACCCCCGAUUUCAACGACGGCAUCACCAACCAUGUGGACAUCAUCCGUAACCGAUCCGGCGACUCGCCCAUCUGCGUCUUCGCCUCGAACGACCGACACCUCCGUGUCCUGGACUGCGAGACAAACAUCUUCCUCUCCGACCACGAGCUCUCCCGCCCAAUAAAUUGCACCGCAACGUCCCCAGACAGCCGACUCCGCGUCGUCAUUGGCGAUUCUCCCGACGCAUGGGUCAUCGAAGCCGACACCGGUCGUCCCGUGCACCCCCUUCGCGGUCACCGCGACUUUGGCUUCGCGUGCGCCUGGUCCCCAGACAUGCGACACAUUGCAACUAGCAACCAAGAUAAAACAGUCAUCAUCUGGGACGCACGCACCUGGCGACCCUUAGAAACGAUCGACUCCGACGUCGCCGGCUACCGCUCCCUCCGCUUCUCUCCCGUUGGUGGCGGGCCCCGCACCCUCCUCUGCGCCGAGCCCGCAGACCGCAUCUCCAUUAUCGACGCGCAGAUGUACCAAUCCCGGCAGGUCCAUGAUUUCUUCGGUGAAAUCGGCGGUGCAGACUACGCACCCGACGGUGGGUCGAUCUGGGUUGCCAAUACGGACCCGCAUUUUGGCGGGUUCAUGCGAUACGAGCGUCGGAAUUGGGGGCAGGCCUUCGGGUUGGCGGAUUUACCGAAUGAGUGGUUAGUUGACGGGGAGUUGGAUGGGGAUGAGAGGUGUUUGGUUGGUGGGAGGCAGCGGGAAUUGAGGUUUUUGAGGACGUUGGAUGACGAGGAGUAUGAGAUGUUUAUGUUGUAA
Messenger RNA from Penicillium brasilianum, 2424 nucleotides. The record is from the annotation of a GenBank genome assembly. Lineage: Eukaryota; Fungi; Ascomycota; Eurotiomycetes; Eurotiales; Aspergillaceae.